AUGCAGAAGAAUGUAAGCCCUUACGUUAUAGCACACUGGAACAAUUCAUAUACCAAACAAUGCAAAUACGUCAUAAUGAGCGCUUGGAGUAAUCCUUCAUGCACGGGUAUGUCAGGAUGGCCGAGCGGUCUAAGGCGCCAGAUAGAUGCAGUCGAAGAGAGGAUUGGACUUGGAAAUUGCUAUGGAUGUGUUCCUAGAUAUCCGGAUUGUAUCGAAGUUACCGUAGACUCAGCUGAAAAUGCAACGAUUAUUUGUGAUGGAGUAGAAGUAGACAAGAAAUUCAUAUGUGGAGAGAUUCUGUACUCGAAGUAUGUAGUGGUAUCCAUUCUAAAUCUACCAACGUAUAUAGAAGAACAGGUUAUAAUUGACAAGUUGGAAAAUUUUGUUGAAGUAUGUGGUCCUAUUAGACGCAAAUUCUACCGAAACAACAAGAGCUGCACAGACGGGACAAGGUAUGUGAAAUGUAGAUUCCCUCCUACCAUCAAGUCUUUACCAUGGGCGAUGAAUUUCGAAACGGUGGAAGGUUCCCGCAGUUUUAGAGUCAUGCACAACAAUCAGAAGAAG
Lottia gigantea (owl limpet) is the source of this 564-nucleotide messenger RNA. RefSeq lists its product as hypothetical. The record is from RefSeq and is a predicted model, not a curated record. The annotation marks the transcript as partial. The transcript has a single exon. Lineage: Eukaryota; Metazoa; Mollusca; Gastropoda; Lottiidae.